This is a messenger RNA of Salvelinus fontinalis (brook trout), 3041 nucleotides long. RefSeq lists its product as uncharacterized. Gene Ontology annotation, cellular component: endoplasmic reticulum; Golgi apparatus. Bases 118 to 2208 code for a protein of 696 amino acids. Gene Ontology annotation, molecular function: zinc ion transmembrane transporter activity; calcium channel inhibitor activity. The transcript is spliced from 4 exons. Gene Ontology annotation, biological process: intracellular zinc ion homeostasis; zinc ion transmembrane transport; detoxification of zinc ion. Lineage: Eukaryota; Metazoa; Chordata; Actinopteri; Salmoniformes; Salmonidae. The record is from RefSeq and is a predicted model, not a curated record.
UGUACUUUGGGUAACCAAAUAACCUCUGCAGCAGUAAACAUUGAUAGAAAAUGCUAUACAAUUAUUGCAUCUGAUGGGUUGCUCCAUCAAUAUUAAGCAUGAAAUGUUACUUUUUUCAUGUGUCUGUAUCCUCUGACAGGUGAGAUGGCAAGCAGGUUGGGGCUCCCCCACGGCAGUGCCCUGCACAGAUGCAUUCUGGUCCUGACCUUCCUGCUCCUGCUGUGUGAGAUUGUUGUCAGCCGCCUCUGUAACUCCCUAAUCACCAUGGUGGACGUCUUCCACACCCUCUUCAUUCUCAUGCACAUGGCUCUUCCCCUUGCUCCUCCUACCCUGGGCAGAGGCCCCCCAAAACCGCCACCUGCCUCCCCUCUCUCCACCUCCAUCACCUCCAUCACCUCCACCCCCACUCAGUCACCUGUCAAAUCUCCCCCAUAUGCCCUAACCACCUCCUGUGUCUCCCCCAUCCCCUCCAGCUCAGCUUCCUGUCCCUCUCCUCCCCUCUCAACCCCUGUCCUCACCACCACUUCCCAGUUUCCCUCCAAACCUCUCACCCCUACAACCACCCAUUGUUUCUCCCCUGACCCCUCUGAGUCCAACCAGCUAACCUCUUAUCCCCAUCCCACCCUGUCUAUUCCAGCCAACCCUUUUUCCCGACGCCUCCCCCCUCAGGCCUCCCUGUGUGGCCUGUCCUACAGCGAAGCGAGGGUCCAGCCCCUGGGGGCUCUGAUCUCAGCUCUCCUGCUGGCUGCCUUGUGUGUCUCUGUCUCUCUGGAUAUCCUCAGCCACACCCUGCAGCCCCACCCUAUACUGCGCCCUCUUUUGGCCACGGUGAUGGGGGCUGUCAGUCUGCUCUACAACCUCCUGGUGCUGGGGCUCAGCUGGGGCAGCUUGCCAGAGACCAAGACUAGAGCUGCCUGGGAGGGGGAGGAGAGCUCUGUCCUUGGUGUGAAUGGAAAAGGCACAGUGCAUUCUUUGCUUUUAUUAUUAAUGUCAGUGUGGGAGGGAAUUGUGUACAAGUUCUGCAUUAUUCUAGUUUGUUUUUCAUUCCAACACACCACAGUCAAGGCCAAGGUCCAGACCAAAGACAGUACUGGAGUGGGGGGAGAGAAUGACCUCAGUAACCUCACUACAUCUCUGGAUGGUGCCUUCCAAGAUGGAACACUUGUACUCUGUAACCCUGGGACCUCCAGUGUCCUGAACCCUGACAGAGACUCUCAGCACCCAACCCAGACAUCCCCACUCCAUACCUUGGCCCCUCAGUGUCCCCUUUCAGACCACUGCCAUGGAGCACACACACUCCCUGCAGACUCGCACACACUCCCUGCAGACUGCAGAACUUCAGAGACACCAAACAACUUCCCACAUCCAGAGGCCAGUGGCUGUCAUCCAACGUACCCCAACUCUGAGGUGUCUAAGUGUGUGGGACACAGAGAUAAUCAGACAGACCCCACCACAGCCUCAGCCCUAAAGUCAGAAAGCCCCACAAGGCUCAGGGUCCAACUUCCCGCCUUUCUCCCAUCCCUCAUCACCCUCACCCAGGCACUGCUGGGCUCCAUCCUGGCCCUCACCAACGGGCUUACCCUGCUACUCCUGGGUCCAGACUGCCUGCAUGGCUCUGGGGCCUGUGGCCCCUUCAUCUACCUGGACCCUGGUUUCUCCAUGGUGGCUGUGGUGGUGCUGCUGGCCACCGCUCUGCCCCAGGUGUGCCGCUACGGUUGGCUGCUGCUCCAGGCCGUCCCGCCCCAGGUGUGUAUGUCUGAUCUGGGCCGGCGGAUCGCCAGUGUGCCAGGGGUGCAGGCGGUGCACGACCUCCAUGUGUGGCAGCUGACAGAGAGCUGCCUGGUGGCGUCUGUACAUGUCCACUGCCACGCUGGGUUCCAGAUGCACAGGUGUGGUGAUCUGAUGUCUGGGGUCACCAAGGUGCUACAGAGUGUAGGUGUGAGCUGCUGCACCGUACAACCAGAGUUCCUCCUCUCCACUCCCACAGCCAACGGCAACCUGGAAAACAACAGCACCACACCCACCAUCCUCCAUAGGGAGAUUCCCCCACUGCCCUCACACCUGACCUGCAGCCUGGCCUGUGGGAAGGGCUGUGCUGGGAAGAUGUGCUGUGCUCCUCUGGAGCAAGGGUCUGCAGAGCCACUGGCACCCCCUGCUGGGGAAACUGAGGAGCCUCACGUGCUGAUCAUAGAGAAUGCCUUUCUUUGAGGGAAGGACCUUUUCCCUAGGAUGUAUCUCAGUAAUGAAGAGUGGGCUCCUUGCCUUCUUUCCUUCAUAUGAAUGUGAUGUGAGAUGUGGAGGACUGAAGGGGAGUAAACCACUUUGGGAAAUUAAGAUGCAGCCUGGGGAAUGAAUAUAAUAUAUUAUUAUUAUUGUCAGAAUAUUCUGAAAGACUUCGUCCCCAUGUCAUUGAGGUAAUUUGAGAGUGCUAGAUAGCCUAAUGUAAGAAUUAGGCUCUCAGGUAAAGAGUAGAAAUCACAGUAGUCAUCAUGCUUGUGUGUGUGUUUUGGGAUGGGGUGGGAUAAUUAACAUCAUUCCUAUGGGUACUCAGAAAGUGCCUGUAUGUUUACUGUAUAUAAUGUAUAAUCUAUGCAUGUACUACAUCAUUAUGCUAGUAUUGUAUUUCUUUGUAUUUUUUUUAUUUAUUUCACCUUUAUUUAACCAGGUAGGCAAAUUGAGAACACGUUCUCAUUUACAAUUGCGACCUGGCCAAGAUAAAGCAAAGCAGUUCGACACAUACAACAACACAUAGUUACACAUGGAGUAAAACAAACAUACAGUCAAUAAUACAGUGAAAAUAAGUCUAUAUACAAUAUGAGCAAGUGAGGUGAGAUAAGGGAGGUGAAGGCAAACAAAAUAUAUAUAUAAAUAAAUAAAUAAAAUAUAUAAAAAGGCCAUGGUGGUGAAGUAAAUACAAUAUAGCAAGUAAAAAAAAAAAAAAACACUGGAAUGGUUGGUUUGCAGUGGAAGAAGGUGCAAAGUAGAGAUAGAAAUAAUGGGGUGCAAAGGAGCAAAAUAAAUAAAUACAGUAGGUAAAGAGG